AUGCAUUCCCUCCACAAGAUCGAAAAGAUUCUUUCUCAUGGCCAUCCUCAUCCAUCAUCAUCAUCAUCAUGGCUACUUUCAAAAUCCAUACUCUCGAAACCUAUUACCACCACUAACAAGAACAAAACCACCACCUCUCCAUUCAAACCAUCCAAGCUCGGAUCGGAAAGGAUGAUCAAUUCUUUCCACUCAUCACCAUCCGAAUCGGAUUUAAUACAAGCAUCACCUACGCGAAAUCAGUCCUCUCCAUUUUCUUCUUCAAAUAACUCCAAAAAUGUAAAAAGAAAUAAUUCCAUGAUGAUGAAUCAAGCAUUGGAAUCUUCAAUACGAUCCUUUCAUACUUCACAGUCGGAAAAGAGUUCCGAAGAAGGCUCACCUUCUCAACAACGAGCAAAAAUGGCGCUACUGGAAAAACUGCCAACGUCCUUAUUACUAUUUUUGUUAAUCUCAUUGGGAAAUGCAACCAUCAUGAUGAUUUCAAAAGAAGAAGAACAAGUUGAUUCUCAUUCUCAUGGAAUGAUUGUUCAUUUACAUGCUGAGGAAUCCAACAGUUUGGACGAGUCUCAAAAAACAGAAAAUUUACAAUAUUUCACUUUGGAUCAAGUGGCUCAACAUUGUUCCAAGCAAGCUGGUGGUAUUUGGGUCAUCUUUAAAGGAGGUGUCUAUGAUGUGACAGAAUUUAUUGAGGCACAUCCAGGAGGAACAGAAAAAAUCAUGCUUGCAUCUGGAAAGUCCAUUGAACCAUUUUGGGAAAUUUAUCGACAACAUCACACGAAAGAAGUUUAUGAAAUUUUGGAACAAUAUAAAAUUGGAAAAUUGGAUCCAAAGGAUGUUCAGAAAUUGAAUGAGUUGAAAGCAUCUCAAGAGAAUGCAAAUGAUAUUUAUGCCAAUGAUCCCAAAAAUAGAAAUCCAAUUCUUCAGGUGAAUAUGGAUAAACCUUUUAAUGCGGAGACACCUCCUUCAAUUUUGGUGGACAAAUUUAUUACUCCAAACGAAGUAUUUUUCAUUAGAAAUCACUUACCAGUUCCAAAACUUGAUGCAGACACCUACUUGUUGGAAAUUUCGGGAUUAGGAAUAGAAACCCCAAUCAAGCUCACAUUGAAUGAUUUGAAAAACAAUGAAAAGCUCAAACAUCACACCUUGACAGUUGCUCUUCAAUGUGCAGGAAAUAGAAGAACAGAAAUGUCAUGUUACAAGCCACCACGAGGUCUUGGAUGGACCAAUGCUGCAGUUGGAAACGCACAAUGGACAGGUGUCAAAUUGAUUGAUGUGUUAAAAUUGUACGGAAUUACAGAAGAAAAAAUUUUGAAUGAAGGAAAAGUUAAACAUGUGGAAUUUAAGGGAGCUGAUACAGAUGGUAUUUCAAGUUAUGCAAUUUCAAUUCCAGUGGAUCGAGCCAUGAGUGACAAAGCAGAUGUUUUAUUGGCUUUCAAAAUGAAUGGAGAGGACAUUCCAAUUGAUCACGGAUAUCCUGUUCGAGCCAUUGUACCUGGAGCUAUCGGUGCAAGAAAUGUGAAAUGGGUCACAAAAAUUGUGUUAAGUGACACUGAAUGUCAAUCUGUGUGGCAACAAAAAGAUUACAAAACUUUUGCUCCCUCUGUCGAUUGGGACACAGCAGAUUUUUCAAAAGCAAGUGCUGUGCAUGAUGCUCCUGUGCAAUCUUCGAUCUGUAGCCCAUCUCCAAACAUUCCAAUUAAGGAUGACACUGUGAUUGUUAAGGGUUAUGCCUUAGCUGGUUCAGGAAAUGGAAUUGAACGGGUGGACGUAACUACAGAUAAUGGAAAAACAUGGUACUCUGCGGAUAUGGAACGCGAACCUCUGAAGUAUAAUAGAAAUUAUGCAUGGUCUUUGUGGAAAGUGGAAGUUCCAGUGAGUGAUGAACACAAAAGUACGGGAGAAAUGAAAAUUUGCUCCAAAGCAGUCGAUACUGCAUACAAUGUUCAGCCAGAGGAUGUGAAGAGCAUUUGGAACAUUCGAGGCAUUUUGAAUAAUACAUGGCAUUGUGUGAAUUAUAAGGUUCAAAACGAUAGCGAUGGUGAGGACAAAUAA
Naegleria fowleri is the source of this 2049-nucleotide messenger RNA. RefSeq lists its product as uncharacterized. Gene Ontology annotation, cellular component: mitochondrion. NCBI's taxonomy places the organism in Eukaryota, Heterolobosea, Eutetramitea, Acrasida, Naegleriidae. Bases 1 to 2049 code for a protein of 682 amino acids. The transcript is spliced from 2 exons. Gene Ontology annotation, molecular function: heme binding; molybdenum ion binding; oxidoreductase activity. The record is from RefSeq and is a predicted model, not a curated record.